Molecule: messenger RNA, 4050 nt
Organism: Anopheles coluzzii
Lineage: Eukaryota; Metazoa; Arthropoda; Insecta; Diptera; Culicidae
Product: RNA polymerase II-associated protein 1
Exons: 7
Coding region: 119-3946 (1275 amino acids)
Biological process (GO): transcription by RNA polymerase II
Cellular component (GO): nucleus
Source: RefSeq, a predicted model, not a curated record
CGCCAAAUUAUUCUGGCCACACUGUGUUUGAGAGCGGCAAUAAGCGCGUAAAUUGUAAACAAACAGUUUCUUCGCACAUCGUACGGUGAAAAGAAAGGUGAUUAGCGCUUCCGAAAAGAUGAUUAAACGACCCUCAAAAAAGGAUAGUGAAAAUGAGAUCCUGCGCAUGCAGCAAGAGUUCUACGCGGAGCAAAACCGGGACGUAAACUUCCAGCCCGCAGCGAAGGUUGUGCGGGUGCAGCGCGAUGGCGAAACGCCGGCAGCCAGCAGUUCGUCGUCCUUGGCCGGUGGAAACGUCCGCCAGUCGGAGUUUGCCAAACGCCGAGCCCAACGGCUGCAGGCCCAGCAGGCUACAACCCCAGCAACCGCUGCGGAAAACAUGGCUACCGAUGAUGAGGCAGAAGCGCCCACCGAAGAGCAACCACCACCGUCGACGGAAUCGUUGGUUAUGGGAGAGGUUGUGGAGCGAAAGCCGGAGCAGACGUUUGCGGCCGAUGUAAUUCCGUCGACGGUGGAAGGGUCGUUCCCGAAGACGAUGCACAUUACGGCAUACCCGGCAAAGUCGCAGGCGGAUGGACCAAAGAAAAGCAUUUUUGCGCAAAUGAUUUCCAAGGGAAAGGCGGCCCAACCGCAGAAGAGUGAAGCGGUCGAGUCGAAAGAAAAGAUCGAGUUUGAGGAGCCGUCUGGCAGCGCACUGCUCGAGGGCUGGGACGCAACGGAAAUACACAAUGAAAACUUACGCAAGCUGAAUCAGAUGUCGAUCGAGGAGAUUAGCAAAGAGAGAAGCCACCUGUUGAACACGCUCGAUCCGAAGCUGGUCGAGUUUCUUAAAGCGCGUAAAAAACCGACUGCUGCUGAUGCUGCCCCGGUUGCUAAGGAACCUGCUCUGUCUGAAAAAGCAAAGGAAAAGUGUAAGCCGGUGGCGAAUGCCGGUCUAGUUCCCGCCGGCAUGGAGGUGCUGAAAGAGAAGGGCUCGGAACAGUGGAUCAACUUUGACGUGCUGGAACCGGAGAAGCUCGAAUGGACCAAGGACAUUGAACGUAGCGUGAAAGAGCUGAAACCGGGUGAAUCGUACGAGGCGCGUUUCGAUUGGAAGGGCGUUUUGCAGCCGUACGUGGCGGAUAUGAACCCGCAGCAAACGGACGACCGGGAGCUGUACCUGCACGGGGAGGACGCUCAACGGCCCGGUUACACGCUGCAGGAGCUGUUCCGCCUGGCCCGCUCGAACGUGCUGCAGCAGCGUAUUUCCGCCCUGGGAGCCAUCGCCGGUAUGCUGAACAUACUGAACCAAGGCUUUUACGAUGGCGUACUGGAGCUGCCCGUUUCGAAGGUGUUCUUUUUCCUUCGCUUUGCGCUGGACGAAAACACACCGUCCGUCGUGGAGGUAGCUUCCCGUGCGCUAGCCAGCCUGUUCUACAACGAUACCGACGAGAUUCUGCUCGAUACGGUGUUCGAUACGGAGUACGGUAUGGUGCAGCCGGAACUGGCACUCAACAUUACGCACAGCCACGAAGAGGAACGGCGACAGCGCGAGCAAGAGAUGGCGGCAGGUUUCGGGGCGAUGAAUCUUAGCGGAGGUAAGGGAUCCCGCCCGCCACGUAAGGCCCACUUUAAGGCGAAUCUGCCCGAUCCGGACGAUCCGGACGAUGUGCACAAUCGUGAGACGAUGAACGAUUUCCAUCUGGCCGAGACGGACCUGAUGGAGUGUCUGGUGCGUACGAACAUACUGGAGCGCAUCCGGUACAUUCUGUUUGCGAUGAAGCCGGAGGGUGCGACCGUCAUCAAUUGUACCAAGAUAUUGAUCCGUUUGGCACGCACCAGCGAGCAGAUGGCGCUGAAGAUUGCGACGAACGAGGCACUGAUCGGUGGGUUGGUGAAAAACUAUCUUACCUCGAUCGAGAGCCCGGAGCGUGAGCAUCAGCCACAGCACGUGGUGUUGAAGUUGGUGCGAGUGUUGUGUGGCUAUGGGGCCCAUUUCUAUGACCUGUACCUGAACCGGUUUCACGUGGUGCAGCUCGCGAAGCGUUACGUCUUCAGCAGGAAGGAUAUCGAUAUGAGAAUGAUUCAAGUACAAAUUGAAGCAUUUCGGUUCUUUCGUUUGCUGUUGGACUGUAAGCCGGACGACGAACUUUACAGCGAUCUUUGGCCCGCCCUGUGCUACCUGCUCCAGUGGCACUAUGAGCAUCUCAUUUUCGACGAGAGUGGCCCAUUUAUCAUCCGCCAGCAUGCCGUCGCCUUGUUAGCCCUAAUUGGCCCGGGGCUGCAGCCGGAUGCAGUUUGCUCCCGUGGCGAUGCAUCGUCGUUUGGCGAAAAACUGUUCGCCUGCUGCUCGAAAUGGUUCACCGCGGCCGAACGGAACGGUGCUAACGAGUUCUCGCAAAAGAUCCUGCUGGCCGGAUGUCUUUGGAUGGUGGGUCGAGCCCGGACAGCGGUUGGGAUGGAAGCGUACAGAACGUUCCGGGCGAAAUAUCUCGCUCCCUUCGUGCGCAGUUCGCGGUUCCGUGAAAUCAUCCAAACAAUAAAUUCAUCUUCGCUACUGCUGACGCACUUUGAAGACCGUUCCCAGUACGGUAUCGAGUCGCUGCCAACGCUGGGUGCGGUACAGGUGCGUCGAAACCAAACCGUCCCGACACUAAUCGUCACGAGCAGCUAUCCAGUGUUUCUGCUCCAUGCGCUACUUCAUCUAACCGGGCAGAAGAAGGAGGAACUGGAGGAGGUGGACACACGAAUGCGGGAAGACAUCUUUGGGAGUGCUUCGCCCCACCGGUCCUACCUGGAAGCAGUCUGCCGACGAACUCAUCAUGUGGAACAGCAACAGAGUUUGAUUGGAAAUUGGUUUGUCCAAACGAUCGAACAGCGCUAUCUGCUUGAUGUGUUGGAGUUCGGUUUGGUGGACUCUCCGGCAAUGGAGUCGGAGAAAAGCGCAGUUCGUUCGUACCGUCUUCAGCUCGCGUUCUUCCUAACCUUCUCGCUUAGUGAAGCGUUUUAUCCCGCAAUCGUGAAGCUGUUUGAUGAUAUCAUUUUCAAGCUCGACUACUACGGCUGCCGGGCGGCGGAGCUCGCCGUUACCGGGGCGGACAUGCAGCGGUGGAAGUUUAACUACAAACUACUGACCCAACGCGCGAUACAGAACGAGGUCAAUCUCGCACCGGCACGGGCCGGAUUAACGGCAGCAGAAUGGAAAACGCCCCUUCUACGGCGCACCUGGCCCUACAGUCCAUUGUACCUGCUGGUGGAAAAGCUGGAGAAAGGUCCGGCCCACCGGCUGGAGCAGCUUACCGAAACCGCCAUCAUUGGGAGUGGGUUGCGGUUCUCCGAGCUACUGGAACGGGCUGGCGGUGUUUCAAUUGCCAGCCCAACCGAACGGUUGAUGUAUCUGAUGGCAGCGUUUCUUGGCCCGGACUCAAAAUUCCUCGAACCGGACCUUUCCGCGCUGAUCGAACGGCGGCUGGCGGAGCUGCGGACCUUCGCCGGGAAGGAGGCAGGACAGCGGAAGGAGGUGUUUGAGUUCGAAACGGCCAAAAUGGAAAACCGUAAAAGCUACUACGGGCUGUACCAGCUCGCGCUGGACACGUUCCAAAGCUCGAGCUACGGGCACGGUGGGUUCGGGUGUCUGCUGAUGGUACCGCUCGCCCAACGGUACGACGUUCGCUGGCGCAACAUGGUCUGGUCGGAGUACGUUGCCGUGCUGCGAUUUAUCACCUGUGGCGAACGGGAGCUGUUUGGUGAGCUGGAGGAGUACUUGGAGCCGGCGGAGACGGACAUCGUGCUGCUACGGUCGUACGGGCAGGCACUGAACUCGAACCUGCUACGACCCGGAUCGAUACCGCAUCGGGUGGCCAAUCACCACGUUCAGGCGUACCGCUCGAAGGUGAAAGUGAUGCCGGAGCAGGAGCAGCAGCAGCAGCAACAGGACAACGGUAGCAGCAGCAGCAGCAGCCGGUGAGCAGGAGCUACUGUCACUAAUGAAAGCAAACGGUGCGAGAAAGUAUCGGGUGCGAUAAAUAAAGCGUAAAUUACGCUGGGCCCUAGUUGGUUGGCCUCUUCGCA